Rhinichthys klamathensis goyatoka is the source of this 1658-nucleotide messenger RNA. RefSeq names its product protein APCDD1-like. The transcript has 6 exons. Bases 1 to 1623 code for a protein of 540 amino acids. NCBI's taxonomy places the organism in Eukaryota, Metazoa, Chordata, Actinopteri, Cypriniformes, Leuciscidae. The record is from RefSeq and is a predicted model, not a curated record. Gene Ontology annotation, biological process: negative regulation of Wnt signaling pathway. Gene Ontology annotation, cellular component: plasma membrane. Gene Ontology annotation, molecular function: Wnt-protein binding.
AUGGACGACCUUCAGAGAGUCGUGCGCUUAGCUGAGCGCAUCUCUGGGUCUUCUCUCCCACCCUUACAAGACAUUUACCUCAAACGCUGCAAGAGCAGAGCCAACAAAAUCAUUAAAGACUACAACCAUCCACAUAACUGUCUCUUCAACUUGCUGCCAUCUGGGUGUGUGAAGGGCUCGUCGGACAGUCGUUCCCCUCGUCUGGCGCUAGAGAAGAGUCUCGGCUGGCCGUCCAAACACACACAGUGCCUCCACAUGCUGAAACACCUGCAUAACGGCGCCCGCAUCACGGUCCAGAUGCCGCCCAACAUCGAGGGCCACUGGGUGUCCACCGGCUGUGAGGUUCGGCCCGGUCCAGAGUUUCUCACUCGCUCGUACCGCUUCUUUCACAACAACACCUUCCAGGCUCACCAGUUCUACUACGCCGACAACCACUGCACCGACCCGACAUACACACUCCUCAUCCGGGGCCGACUGCGACUCCGACAGGCGUCCUGGAUCGUACGGGGCGGGACCGAGGCCGACUACCAGAUCCACCGCACACAGGUGGUGUGUCACUCGGCGUCGGUGGCUGAAGAUCUCGGUCAGAAACUGAACCGCACCUGCAGAGGCUCCUCGAUGGACCCCGGAUCCUGGGAGCCUCACGUGAGUUACGAUCUGUGGAGCAACGAGAGCGUCUGCGACUGCGACUGGUACCGAGGCCUGAACUUCUCCAUGCAUGAGCUUCAGCUGCUGAGGCUGGAGAAACAGUACCUGCACCACAACCUGGAUCACCUGGUGGAGGAGCUGUACCUGGGAGACGUUCACACCGAACCCGCGCAGAGGAUUUACUACAGACCCUCCAGCUAUCAGCCCGCGCUGCAGAACGCCAAGAACCACGAUCUCAGCUGUGUCUCGUGUGGUAUCGUGUCUCUCUCGGACUCCUUCCACCCGCCGGUUCUCCCGCACGGACCCGAGCUCACGGUGAGCCUCCACGGGCACUGGGUGUCUCGGCGCUGCGAGGUCCGGCCCGAGGUUCUGUUCCUCACACGACACUUCAUCUUCCACGACAACAACAACACGUGGGAGGGCCGAUACUACCACUAUUCUGACCCGGUCUGCAAACACCCCGCGUUCAGCAUCUACGCUAGCGGACGGUACAGUCGCGGGGUUCGGUCCACACGCGUCAUGGGCGGCACCGAGUUCGUGUUCAGAGUGAACCACAUGCGUGUGAUGCCGAUGGAUCUCGCGACCACAUCUCUGCUGAACGUCUUCGAGGGGAACGAGUGUGGCGUUCAGGGCUCGUGGCGUGUGGGCGUGGAGCAGGACGUCACUCCGACCAAUGGCUGCGUGGCGUUGGGGCUCCGCCUCCCGCACACGGAGUACGAGCUGUUCCGCGCGGAGACGGACGCCCAGGGGCGAAACCUGCUCUACAACGGCCAGCGGCCCAGCGACGGCUCCAGCCCGGACCGGCCCGAGAGGAGAGCCACGUCCUAUCAGAUGCCUUUACUCCAGUGCAGGUCAGAGGUCAUCGCCGAGGGGCCGCAGCGACUCAGCAACCGUUGCCGGGGCGGUUACCAUGGCGAUCUAGCGACAACGGUGGCGGUGUUGAGUUUAUUCGUGUUUAUGUUUGCAGACAAAUAAGUGCAUUUUCAUGCCAGUUGCCGGGGCGGUUGCCA